AUGGAGAAUGGAGAAGAUGAAGAUGAAGAUGAUCUUUCUGAAGCAUCAUUUUAUCAAUCACAAUUACAUACAGUACAAUUAAGAAAUAAAUUAGUCAAUCAACAAUCAGGUAGUCGUGCACCAACAAUGACUAUAGAUGUUGUACGUGUUGGUAGACCAUUAAAAAUUUUAGCUUUAUUAUUAUCAUUAAUUAGUAUAUUAUUAUUUAUUGUUGGCUCAGUCAGUACAUCAUGGAUUCAUAUUCAUUUUAAAUCAAUUGGUUUAUUUCAACAAUGUGAUAGUCUAUUAAAACAAUUCAAUCACAAUAAUAAUAAUAAUAAUGAUCAAUUAUUCAUGAAUACAUAUAAUAAUGAAUUAAAUGAGAUUGAAAAAAUUUGUCAAUUUCGUGAUUUUCUAAAUGUUAAAGUACUUAUCAUUAUUAUCUUAGAUUUGAUUGCUUUGAUCUUAGCAAUAAUUGGAAGUUCUUUACUAUUAAGUGGAAUAUUUUCAUUGAAUAUUAAACGUAAACGUACAUUUUAUCAUAUAUCAAUUGUAUUGCAUAUACUUUCAUGUAUCACAAUAUUAUCAGCAUUAAUUACCUUAGUGAUUGAAUGUAUGAAUGAAGCAAAUCAGAAUUCAUCAUCAUCAUUAGAGAAUCAAUCAACUAUUACAGUUGGUUGGUCAUUGAUUAUUGUUUGUUGUGGAAUAUUUAUACUUGGUAUAUCAGUUUGUCUUGUUUUAUUUGAUAGAGGUGGUGAAGAAAUUGAAUAUCGUGAAACAAUUCAUCGAUCAUCAAAUUAUAUAGGAGAUUCAUAGAGAGAUAGAAAGACAGAAGAAAAAAGAGUAAUAACCAAGAAGGAAAAAGAAAUGAUAUUGGAAUGGGGAUGGAGUAAUUCAAGUUAAUAAGCAUCUAACUAUCUAUGGUGCAUAUAAAUAUUGAUUUUUGAUUUUCUGUAGACAAAACAUGCACAAAACACAUAUACAUACAUUAUAGAUUUGUAUGCACAUAUACACAUAUACGAUGCCUUAAUUUGUAUUCAGAUCAUAUUGAAUUGGCCAAUUAGUAUCAAAUGUUCUUUGUUUUUUUGAAUAUUCUAUAGGGAUUUCGAAACUGAAAUUAGUCUCAGUUGACUAUUUACAUUCACCAAUAGCAUAUCUGCUUGGUUUAAAUGUGUUUGCGAUUUUGUUGGCACAAGGAAAAGGAAAGAAACAAGAAUUGUGAAAUAAACUACAUCUUCUUUAGCCUUUCCUUAUAUAAAAAUUUAUAUUCUUAACAUGAUAUAGAAAGGUUGAAGUGUAAGUAGGC
Schistosoma mattheei is the source of this 1285-nucleotide messenger RNA. NCBI's taxonomy places the organism in Eukaryota, Metazoa, Platyhelminthes, Trematoda, Strigeidida, Schistosomatidae. The record is from the annotation of a GenBank genome assembly.